Nerophis lumbriciformis (worm pipefish) is the source of this 4460-nucleotide messenger RNA. RefSeq names its product fibroblast growth factor 13a (gene fgf13a). The record is from RefSeq and is a predicted model, not a curated record. Gene Ontology annotation, molecular function: growth factor activity. NCBI's taxonomy places the organism in Eukaryota, Metazoa, Chordata, Actinopteri, Syngnathiformes, Syngnathidae.
GUUAACUGUCAAUCAGCCAUCUGCUAUUCAAACCUGCCUUGUCCUCCAGUCUGUGCUGGAGUAUUGUCACUAAUACUUGUCCAUGUCGACUACUUGUGAUGUCUACUACUUGUCGUUGUUAGUGAAGCCUUAUCUCAGCACCUGGACGCCUUGGCAAGGAUUUCACUGAGGACAAAAGCCAUCAUCCAUCCAUCCAAGGAUUUGACUGAGGACAAAAGCCAUCAUCCAUCCGAGGAUUCUUGUCUAGAUCGGGAAUUACGCAUCCAAACUGGGAUCUAUGAGUGGAAAAGUGGCGAAGCCUAAAGAAGACAAGGAUGCUUCCAAGGUCCAGGAUGAUGCCGCCCCAGGUACCCAGGAGUACAUUAUGUUACGGCAGGACUCCAUCCACUCUGCGGAUAUAAGGAGUAAAGGCUCCCCCUUUCGUGCUAAGUGUCACGAAAUCUUCUGCUGCCCGCUGAAGCAAGCCGUCCACAAAGAGAACGCUGAGCCCGAAGAGCCCCAGCUGAAGGGCAUCGUGACCAAGCUGUACAGCCGACAGGGGUUCCAUCUGCAGCUGCAGGCCGACGGAACCAUUGAUGGAACCAAGGAGGAGGACAACGGCUACGCCAUGUUCAACCUUAUUCCAGUGGGUCUGCGAGUGGUGGCCAUCCAGGGCGUGCAGACCAAACUCUACCUGGCUAUGAACAGCGAGGGCUUCCUGUACACGUCGGAACACUUCACGCCGGAGUGCAAAUUCAAGGAGUCGGUGUUCGAGAACUACUACGUGACGUAUUCCUCCAUGAUCUACCGCCAGCAGCAGUCGGGCAGGGGCUGGUACCUCGGUCUGAACAAGGAGGGGGAAAUCAUGAAGGGCAACCACGUCAAGAAGAACAAGCCGGCAGCACACUUCCUGCCCAAACCUCUGAAAGUGGCAAUGUACAGAGAGCCAUCCCUCCACGACCUGACAGAGUUCUCCCGCUCCGGCAGUGGCACACCCACCAAGAGUCGGAGUGCCUCGGCGAUGCUGAACGGCGGCAAAGCUGUGAGCCAGAACGAGUCGACGUAGCCCCGCCUGCAGGACCGAACCAUGAAACCUUACCUCCAGCAGAGCGCGCAUCCAAGCAGACCCUCUCUUGUAUCAGCGGUUCAGCACUUGCUGCGACAUACCAAACAUCGACACCUAGAAAACAUCAAUGACGAUCAUUUAAAAAAAAAAAAAAGACAACACACUUGUGCAUUUAUCAUGGUUAACAGCAUUAAUCGCAAGACACGUUCUGGACAUUUAGUCUCCUCUGGGCUCAUUUAUUACGUAUUUACUCACCAGUUUUGCCGUUCUUUUUCAACAUUCAUGUAGACAACGAGCACUCGUGCGUCCGUUAGACAGGGACAGGAAGCGAGUGGGCAUUCAGGGGCAACCAGGUCCACGAGGCUGCAGGGGUACAGUACAAGCCCUGAUCUCUGUCUCGUCCACGCUUGUGUGAAUACAAAGCCUAUAAACUCGCCGGUGCGGUCCGAGGCCCGGCCAGACGGUAGCUCUCCUCGCGUCCCAGAGACCGAGCUCUCUAGCGCCGAGAAACCAAGCCUCUGUUCAGACGACCCGACAUGUGAGGUCUCAGCCUGGCGGCUCGUAACUUUUCAGAGACGCCACGGCUGCCCUUUUGUUUCUGCUAAUUUUCCCAAUUAGCCAAAAAGGAUUCAUUGGUUGUAUCUACUGGUUUCUGUUCUUCUCCUCUUGUUCUCCGACCCUCGCCAUUGAUCAGUAUUGUUUGUCCCACCGUUUAUAAGCAAGCUAAAGGCUAAACGAGAGAGUCUCCCUUUAAGUCGACGAAGCCUUCACGAAGGUGAGCUGGAUUUGUUUACCCUCCAUGUACAUUUUAAAGUGUGGCUUGAGCAGCCCUUUGAGACACUCGUGAUUUAGGGCUAUAUAAAUAAAUUUUGAUUGAUUGAUCGAAUGAAUAAGGUUUGGACAAGAGGAAGUGAUGUCAUUCAGUCUUUUUUCUGAGGAGCCGCUGCCGAGAAACCAAGCCUCGGUUCAGACGACCCGACAUGUGAGGUCUCAGCCUGGCGGCUCGUAACUUUUCAGAGACGCCACGGCUGCCCUUUUGUUUCUGCUAAUUUUCCCAAUUAGCCAAGAAGGAUUCAUUGGUUGUAUCUACUGGUUUCUGUUCUUCUCCUCUUGUUCUCCGACCCUCGCCAUUGAUCAGUAUUGUUUGUCCCGCCGUUUAUAAGCAAGCUAAAGGCUAAACGAGAGAGUCUCCCUUUAAGUCGACGAAGCCUUCACGAAGGUGAGCUGGAUUUGUUUACCCCCCUAUGUACAUUUUAAUGUGUGGCUUGUGCAGCCCUUUGAGACACUUGUUAUUUAGGGCUAUAUUAAUAAACUUUGAUUGAUUGAUCGAAUGAAUAAGGUUUAGACAAGAGGAAGUGAUGUCAUUCAGUCUUUUUUCUGAGGAGCCGCUGCCGAGAAACCAAGCCUCGGUUCAGACGACCCGACAUGUGAGGUCUCAGCCUGAAGGCUCGUAACUUUUCAGAGACGCCACGGCUGCCCUUUUGUUUCUGCUAAUUUUCCCAAUUAGCCAAGAAGGAUUCAUUGGUUGUAUCUACUGGUUUCUGUUCAUCCCCUCUUGUUCUCCGACCCUCGCCAUUGAUCAGUAUUGUUUGUCCCGCCGUUUGUAAGCAAGCUAAAGGCUAAACGAGAGAUUCUCCCUUUAAGUCGACGAAGCCUUCACGAAGGUGAGCUGGAUUUGUUUACCCCCCUAUGUACAUUUUAAUGUGUGGCUUGUGCAGCCCUUUGAGACACUUGUUAUUUAGGGCUAUAUAAAUAAACUUUGAUUGAUUGAUCGAAUGAAUACGGUUUGGACAAGAGGAAGUGAUGUCAUUCAGUCUUUUUUCUGAGGAGCCGAUGCCGAGAAACCAAGCCUCGGUUCAGACGACCCGACAUGUGAGGUCUCAGCCUGAAUGCUCGUAACUUUUCAGAGACGCCACGGCUGCCCUUUUGUUUCUGCUAAUUUUCCCAAUCAGCCAAGGAGGAUUCAUUGGUUGUAUCUACUGGUUUCUGUUCAUCCCCUCUUGUUCUCCGACCCUCGCCAUUGAUCAGUAUUGUUUGUCCCGCCGUUUGUAAGCAAGCUAAAGGCUAAACGAGAGAUUCUCCCUUUAAGUCGACGAAGCCUUCACGAAGGUGAGCUGGAUUUGUUUACCCCCCUAUGUACAUUUUAAUGUGUGGCUUGUGCAGCCCUUUGAGACACUUGUUAUUUAGGGCUAUAUAAAUAAACUUUGAUUGAUUGAUCGAAUGAAUACGGUUUGGACAAGAGGAAGUGAUGUCAUUCAGUCUUUUUUCUGAGGAGCCGCUGCCGAGAAACCAAGCCUCGGUUCAGACGACCCGACGUGAGGUCUCAGCCUGAAUGCUCGUAACUUUUCAGAGACGCCACGGCUGCCCUUUUGUUUCUGCUAAUUUUCCCAAUUAGCCAAGAAGGAUUCAUUGGUUGUAUCUACUGGUUUCUGUUCAUCCCCUCUUGUUCUCCGACCCUCGCCACUGAUCAGUAUUGUUUGUCCCGCCGUUUGAAAGCAAGCUAAAUGCUAAACGAGAGAGUCUCCCUUUAAGUCGACAAAGCCUUCACGAAGGUGAGCUGGAUUUGUUUACCCCCCUAUGUACAUUUUAAGGUGUGGCUUGAGCAGCCCUUUGAGACACUCGUGAUUUAGGGCUAUAUAAGUAAACAUUGAUUGAUUGAUCGAAUGAAUAAGGUUUGGACAAGAGGAAGUGAUGUCAUUCAGUCUUUUGUCUGAGGAUCCGCUCGACGGCCGAGGUUCAAAACUAGGAUUCGGUGUGUGUACCCCCCAUGCCCUUCUUGUUCUGUCACAAAGUCCGUUUCUUGUCCUCGUGAUCUGUUUCCUCCCCCACCGUGCUUGUGUCAUAACCCCUCGUCAACUUUAUUGACCGUCCAUAGAAAUAUGGCGCCCUUCCUUUCCCCGGAUUGUUAUGUGUUUGAGUAACUUACUGUGGUGAUGCUAUUUUCUAUAUUAAAAAAAAAAGAAUACUGUGGACUUUUAGGUGGCUUAACAUUUUAUAGGGACAUGUCCUAUUUGUAAGAGUAAACAAAACAAAAAACAAAAAAAAGGGGCGGGGCAUCUUCCCUUUCAUGCACAGGGCAUGUACGAACACGAUGUCCCUCCAAGCUACAUAUUACUUCUUUCUGGUACAUGCUAUUUUUUUUUUCCGCAGGACUUUCUGUUCCUCGGUUCCCUCGGGAGGUGGUUCGUAUCUGUUGCAUGGGAAGAAGGCAGGGGAUUGUGGUCUAGAGCUGCAUGAUGUAGGCUGUAUGUAAUUAACCCACGUUGGAUCAUGUGUUCCAAGCUACCAGGAUAAAAAAAACUUUUAAGACAACAUUAUGCAGGCGAGACGUCCAAGCUGCCUGAUGACUUCCAGUUGUUUAUUAUUUGUUGUAUACACAAAAAUGCACUGAAUAAAAUGUUUAUAUUAAGAUAUA